Messenger RNA from Drosophila subobscura, 810 nucleotides. Its product is annotated as c-Myc-binding protein homolog. The transcript is spliced from 2 exons. Bases 102 to 686 code for a protein of 194 amino acids. NCBI's taxonomy places the organism in Eukaryota, Metazoa, Arthropoda, Insecta, Diptera, Drosophilidae. Gene Ontology annotation, cellular component: nucleus. Gene Ontology annotation, biological process: regulation of DNA-templated transcription. Gene Ontology annotation, molecular function: transcription coactivator activity. The record is from RefSeq and is a predicted model, not a curated record.
UUUGCGGUAUAUUUUGAAAUUAAAAAGGUAUAUUUCUGAGGGUCAGAGCGGUAUAUUUGAUCGAUGAACCCGCUGUCACACUGAUAUGCUUCUUUUCCAAGAUGUCCUUUAAGCCAAUUGACCCAAAACGAGAUGAGAUCCGUCGCUAUCUGGAGCGCGGCAGCGUUCUGGAUUCGCUCACCAAGGUCUUCAUACGCGUCAUAAAAGAGCGGCCUGAAAAUCCAAUGGAGUACAUUCGCAACAACAUUGGUGCGGUCCGCCAUCAGCAUGACAAGUACGAGCGGCUUCAGGAGCAAUUGCAGUCGGCCAACGAGGAAAUACAACGACUUCGCGGCAUUAUUAACACCAUUGACCCCGAAGCUCUGGAGGGAAAAGCUUCGCUCCACUCGAGCGAGCUCUUCGACGAAUCUGAGCUCCAAAAUGUGGCUACAAUUGAGGCUGCUAUUGAGAACGUGGGACCACAUGGUGUCGAGACGGUUUUGCCAGAGCCAAGCGCUGUAACUGAAGAAGCUGCAGGUGCAGUUGCAGCUGUGAACAACAGCGUUGAGCAGCUGACAGCCGCUGUGGAAGUUUGUCAGAUCGAGGAGAAAAUUGUGGCCGCUGUCGCAGAGGCUGCAAAUGAUAGUCCAACCCAAAGCCCAUCCGUCCAGGCUGAAGCCAGUAGCACCACCGACAAUACCGAGUAAAUCUCACUUCUGACUCUCACUCAAAACACAUUCCAUGCGAAAUGAAAUCAUCCAUUUAGAACAUGUUUAAGUAUUUUCUUAAAUGUAAAUAAACUACAACAUUAAAAGCACUCACGAUAUGCUA